AUGAACUACUUUGUGAUUGAAGGAUACAAAGAUGCAGCUGAAACAUUUAGUCAAGAAUGUGGACAAUCCCCAAGUAUUGAUGUAGAUUCAAUAAAAGAUAGAAUGAAUAUAAAAAAUGCUAUUCAAAAUGGCAAUAUUGAAGAAGCAAUUGAAUAUGUAAAUGAUUUGAAUCCAGAGGCAAGCAUUAAAUUUGUUAUAUUAGAUACAAAUCCAAAAUUAUGCUUUCAUCUUCAACAACAUCUGAUUU
Molecule: messenger RNA, 247 nt
Organism: Entrophospora candida
Lineage: Eukaryota; Fungi; Glomeromycota; Glomeromycetes; Entrophosporales; Entrophosporaceae
Source: the annotation of a GenBank genome assembly